Setaria italica (foxtail millet) is the source of this 1689-nucleotide messenger RNA. RefSeq names its product calcineurin B-like protein 1 (gene CBL1). The record is from RefSeq and is a predicted model, not a curated record. NCBI's taxonomy places the organism in Eukaryota, Viridiplantae, Streptophyta, Magnoliopsida, Poales, Poaceae. The transcript is spliced from 8 exons. Gene Ontology annotation, molecular function: kinase binding; calcium ion binding. Gene Ontology annotation, biological process: calcium-mediated signaling. The coding region runs from base 543 to 1184 and encodes 213 amino acids.
CGAGGCACAUGCGCCGGCGUGGCGGAGACUGACCCCGAGGCCGAAGCCAACGCGGGGGAGGGAGGGAGAGGAGCCCCUGCCCCUGGCCGACCCGGGGGCCAGGGCUCAGCUCCCCGCCCGCGUCUCGUCUCUGCUUCGACGCGUGUGCGCGACCAGUGCGCCCACACUGUCUGGUCCGUUCCGCUACCCGCCCCCACCAACCAAUCACCGCCGCGUCGCCUCCUUUCCCCCGCCCGCCCGCCCGGACUCGCCUCGCCUCGCCUCGCCAAGUCGCCAGAAGAAGCCAGGCUGCAGCCGCCACCCGAAGCCCCAGCCUCCGCCACUCCGUCCUCCGACCCCGCGCCGCCGGCCCAGAUCCGCUCGUACCCCUCACUCACUCGCCUCGCCGCCGCCGCCCGCGCUGCCGCCGCUCUGCGGCGAAGGCAGCUGCGAGGGCGGGCCCCAUUUUCUAGGCGGGACCGCGGGCGGCGGUAUUGUUCCUCACUGCGGGGCUGCCAGAUUGGUUGGUUUGAGUGGUUGGCUCGCCGUUUCGCGGCGCGGCGAUGGGGUGCUUCCAUUCCACGGCGAAGCGGCAGCACCCUGGCUACGAGGACCCCGUGCACCUCGCCUCCCAGACCGCCUUCAGCGUUAGUGAAGUUGAGGCCCUGUUUGAGCUGUUCAAGAGCAUAAGUGGUUCGGUCAUCGAUGAUGGCCUGAUCAACAAGGAAGAAUUCCAGCUAGCAUUAUUUAAAAAUCAGAGAAAGGAAAAUCUAUUUGCUAAUCGGAUAUUUGACCUUUUCGAUGUCAAGAAAAGGGGAGUCAUUGAUUUUGGUGACUUUGUCCGAGCUCUGAAUGUGUUUCAUCCAAACAUACCAAUGGAAGAAAAAAUUGAUUUCUCGUUCAAGCUAUAUGAUAUGGAUGGCACAGGGUUUAUUGAACGGAAGGAGGUUAAGCAGAUGUUAAUUGCUCUUCUAGGGGAAUCAGAGAUGAGGUUAUCUGAUGAGAUCAUUGAGACAAUCCUGGACAAGACAUUUUCGGAUGCUGAUGCGAAUCAGGAUGGAAAAAUAGAUAGAGCAGAGUGGGAGAAUUUUGUCACAAGAAAUCCUUCCUUGAUGAAGAUAAUGACUCUGCCAUACCUCAAGGACAUAACAACAACAUUCCCAAGCUUUGUGUUUAACUCUGAAGUCGAUGAUCUUGUCACGUGACCAGAUUCUCCCAUAGAUGUAUAGUUAACGAAAAGAGUUUUUGCUUUCCUUGAAGCGCAAAAAGCAGAAGCUUGGUACGGGACUGGCCUUAUGAAAUGGAGGGAGGAUUUAUUUAUGCGGCUGCCAAGAAAGGUGUGUCAAAUCGGAAGCCACAGACAAUGCAACAAAUGUGGUAUUGACGUAUUGUAUUUUUAACGCACGAGGCUGGUGCUUUUGUGUUGGUGAUUGCGAGUUAGUAGCAGUAUGCAGAAGUGGAACUUUUCCUCAUUUUUUUUAAAAAAGUGGGAAGUCUGCGGUUUUACCUGUGCUGAUCUCAUUUUGUUCGUGUCAAAGUACCACUGCUUCUUAUUGCAUUUGUUUGGUUUGCAAUUGCAUAUUGUUCGCGGUUAAGGAGCCAUUUGCUGCAUCGCUGCAUGUGAGUUGUGGUAGCUUGUAGCCAACUGCAGCAAAGCAGCUCAACGAGAUCAGCUUCUUGCAGUGUAUGUACUAUUUGACGUGGACCAAA